Messenger RNA from Sinocyclocheilus rhinocerous, 3382 nucleotides. It is a transcript of the gene zfr2, whose product is annotated as zinc finger RNA binding protein 2. The record is from RefSeq and is a predicted model, not a curated record. Bases 43 to 3054 code for a protein of 1003 amino acids. The transcript has 19 exons. Lineage: Eukaryota; Metazoa; Chordata; Actinopteri; Cypriniformes; Cyprinidae. Gene Ontology annotation, cellular component: precatalytic spliceosome. Gene Ontology annotation, molecular function: zinc ion binding; single-stranded RNA binding; double-stranded RNA binding.
CGUGUCGAUCACGUGAGCGCCGCCGCUGCCGCUGAAGUUUCUAUGAUGGCGGCCAGUAAUUAUUAUGGAUUCACACAUGCAGCCGCAGCUGCCGCCGCCGGCCCGCAGUACAGCGCCCAGCCGCCUCCUGUCUAUUCCCACCCAACCACGGGCAGCUAUAACAUCCAGGCCGCCCCUGGAGUGGCCCAUGCUGUGACGGCCUCGUACCCCACCGCCCCACCGGCGAGUCCCGCGGUCACCGCCCCCUACCCCACCUACCAGCCCCAUCCUGCCCCCAACUACUGCUACCAGCAGCCCGAAACGUCGCCGCAGCUGACGACCACCCAUCAAACCUACCAGGUGCUGACUGAACCGGAGAAUUAUAGCUACGGUCGACUGCCGUCGGUCAGCAGCUACGAGAACAAGCAGUACUUUCAAACGAGCAUCGCACCUGUGCAGCAAACCGCAACCGAGGCCUACUUCCAGACAGGGUUGAAAACCGGCUACGGCACGACGAGCACAGCAUACAGUCAGCCGCCUGUUCAAAGACAGGUCGCAGCUCUGAAACCCCCUCCCGCUGCGAGCUCUGUGUCCUCUAGCUACACCAUCUACCCAACAUCAACCAGCGUACAGCAAACUCCAGCCCCCAUAUCCACCUACACCCCCAGUUCUUCCUUCAGCUCCACAGCUGCUGCGUCUUACUCCGUCGGUCUCAGCUAUUCCAGCUAUGAGUCUAGCGGUUACACAUCCACGCCGUCAUACUUCCAGCCGGCGCAGAUGGCGCCCCCGCAGCCUCAACCUCCACCGCCCCUCCAGCAGCCGCCACAGCCGCCACCACCGCAGCAGACGCAACAACUUCCAAAACAGCUCACCAACUCCUCUUGGAGCAACACCGGGAGUGGCGCAGUCACCACCCCCACCGUCAAUGCAUACAAGAAACCCAUUUUCCACCAGAGCAAAAUCCAAAAACCCAAAGGGCCGCCCAAACAGCCACAGCUGCACUAUUGCGAUAUCUGCAAGAUAAGCUGUGCCGGUCCGCAGACAUAUCGAGAACAUCUGGAAGGACAGAAGCACAAGAAGAAAGAGGCGGCUCAGAAGAGCGGCAGUCAGGUGUCCAACGGACCUCGUGGAGUCCAGACGCAGCUGCGCUGUGAAUUGUGUGACGUCUCAUGCACCGGCGCCGAUGCUUACGCUGCACACAUCCGGGGAUCCAAGCACCAGAAGGUGGUGAAGUUGCACACCAAACUUGGCAAACCCAUCCCUUCAACGGAGCCCGUUUUCGUGAGCUCUGCCCCUGUUGCCGUGACAAUGACUACUAGCAAGACAGCGGCGACAACCGCUCCCACCUCUACAUCGGUGGCGCAGAAGACGCUGGCUCCUUCCAAACUCACGGCGUCUCUUGCGAAAAAACCCGCCACUGCUAAAGUUGCCAUUAUCGGCAGCAGAACGUCCACACCAGCUCCGGUAAAGCUGGAGGAGGCGAAGCCGUCUGUAGUGAAGUCGGACGCUUUGAGUGAAGAUGAGGAUGGUGACGGUACUGGAGCUCAAGGAGACAUUCAGCCUGUGGGACACGAUUAUGUUGAAGAGAUUCGAAAUGACGAAGGAAAGGUUAUUCGCUUUCACUGUAAACUGUGUGAAUGCAGCUUCAACGAUCCCAACGCUAAAGACAUGCACCUGAAGGGACGGAGACACCGGCUGCAGUACAAGAAAAAAGUGAAUCCAGACCUUCCUGUGGAGAUCAAGCCCAGUAAUCGAGCACGGAAACUUCUGGAAGUCAAACUGCGAAAGCAGAAGCAGAAAUCUGUGCUGAAGAGACAACAAGAGGAUGAACAGCGCUGGCACAUGGAAAUGAGCUGGAGGUACGAGGAGGACAUGUACUGGAGGAGAAUGGAGGAGGAGCAGUUAUACUGGGUGGAGAUGAGACACCGAAUGGCCCCGCCUCCUCUCAUGGGCCGGCCCAGCGUGCCGGUGCCGUCCCUUUUGCCCGUGCGACGGCCCGAUUCGCCCGACGACCGCCACAUCAUGGCCAAACACUCGGCCAUCUACCCCGUGGAGGAGGAGCUUCAGGCCGUCCAGCGAAUCGUGUCGCAUUCUGAGCGCGCGCUCAAACUGGUGUCUGAUUCGCUGCUGGAGAAGGAGGCGUGUGCUGCGGACGACGACGACGACGACGACGACGACGUGACGGACAAACAGUCGGAGUCUCAGGCUCGUGUUCUCAAAGGAGUCGUGCGCGUGGGAAUCCUGGCUAAAGGUCUCCUCUUACGCGGCGACCGCAACGUUCAGCUCAUCCUGUUAGCGACCAAGAAACCCACCGCCUCUCUAUUGAGAACCGUUGCAGAGCAAAUGCCCAAACAACUAGCGACCUUUUCUGAAGAUCAGUAUGAGGUGCAGGUACACCCUGAGGAAGCCAACAUCGUCAUUUUUUCAAGCAAGGAACCAAAAAUGCAGGUCACCAUCUCUCUUACCUCGCCAGUGAUGCGCGAAGACCCCGUCCCCAACAUGGAGAAAGCCUCGGAGAAAGACCCUCCGGAUGUUCUCGGCAGGACCAAGUGCCUUGAGUAUUUAGCGGCUCUGCGACAUGCUAAAUGGUUUCAGGCUCGGGCGAACGGUCUUCAGUCUUGCGUCAUCAUUAUUCGGGUUCUGCGGGAUCUGUGUCAGCGCAUACCUACCUGGGGCAAGAUGCCCGACUGGGCCAUGGAGCUGCUUGUGGAAAAAGCCAUUAGCAGUGCAUCAGGUCCACUCAGUCCUGGAGAAGCUCUACGGAGGGUCCUCGAAUGCAUCGCCACCGGGAUUCUCCUGCCAGAUGGUCCAGGUCUUCUUGACCCGUGUGAGAAAGGUCAAACGGACGCUCUGGGAAACAUGUCGAAACAAGCUCGGGAGGACGUGACCUCUAGUGCCCAGCACGCGCUACGACUGCUGGCUUUCCGUCAGAUCCAUAAAGUCCUCGGCAUGGGCUCACUGCCGGUCUCAAAGGCCGGAGCUCGAAACCGCAAGAGACGGCGCGACGGCAGCGACACCGGCGAGGGAGAAACCGACGGAAAGAAGGAUAAAAAAGACUAUUCUCACGACCCUUGAGACGUCUGCCUAAUCUACACAAGCUGUCAUGUCUUUAGAAAUGUAUAAAUAUCACUCGAAGAGGAAAAAAUACAACACUCGAUGGUUCUGUUUUUCAAAAGGACAAUAGAUGGAAAAAACUUAGUCGUUCACCUUUUAUGAUGCAAUACGUCUCUCUAUUACAUCUGAGCUGAAAAUAAGCCGAAAUGCUCCUGAAAUGCAGCAGUCGCAUCUCGUUUUCAGCGUAUCAGAUGAUGACUGAACAUCGCUGCCCAUCAGCGACCGCCAUAUAAUAAGUUACAUCACAUUAGCUCUAUUAGGCACUUUGACAUAUUAAUGGCACUUAAUU